Molecule: messenger RNA, 1401 nt
Organism: Salvelinus namaycush (lake trout)
Lineage: Eukaryota; Metazoa; Chordata; Actinopteri; Salmoniformes; Salmonidae
Product: palmitoleoyl-protein carboxylesterase notum1a-like
Exons: 11
Coding region: 37-1401 (454 amino acids)
Molecular function (GO): hydrolase activity
Source: RefSeq, a predicted model, not a curated record
AGCUUCCCGUUAGACUUCACCGCCGUCGAGGGGAACAUGGACAACUUUAUGACCCAAAUUAAAAACCUGGCGCAGUCGCUGUACCCGUGCUCGGCGCAGAAGCUGGACCAGGACAUGAGGCUGCACUUCUUGGACAAUUCCUCUGCGACGUGUAACGAUGGAUCCCCAGCUGGGUACUACAUCAGGGACUCUAAAGGCAGCAGGAGGUGGCUGAUAUUCCUGGAGGGUGGAUGGUACUGUUUCAACAGACAGACUUGUGACACCAGGUACCAGACAAUGAGGAGACUCAUGAGCUCCCUCAAGUGGCCACGCACCAGAACAGGUACAGGUAUUCUGUCUCCUCAACCAGAGGAGAACCCCUAUUGGUGGAAUGCCAACAUGGUGUUCAUCCCAUACUGCUCUAGUGAUGCCUGGAGUGGAGCCUCAGCAAAGACUGACCAAAGUGACUAUGCGUUCAUGGGCUCAGUGAUCAUUAAGGAGGUGGUUAAUGAGCUGCUUACUAAAGGACUGGACAGCGCUAAGGUCCUGCUACUGGCUGGGAGCAGUGCGGGGGGUACAGGUGUACUCCUGAACGUGGACCGUGUGGCGGAGCACCUGGAGUCCCGGGGACACAGGGAGAUUCAGGUCCGGGGUCUGGCUGACUCUGGCUGGUUCCUGGAUAACAAGCAGUACAGAUCUACAGACUGUCACAGCACCAUCAGCUGUGACCCUACUGAGGCUAUCAGGAGAGGAAUCAGGUACUGGGGUAGUGUGGUGCCAGAGAGCUGCAGACAGACUCACAUAGGAGAGGAGUGGAACUGCUUCUUCGGAUAUAAAGUCUACCCCACACUCAAGAGUCCAGUGUUUGUGGUCCAGUGGUUAUUUGAUGAGGCCCAGUUAACAGUAGAUAACAUCCACCUGACUGGUCAUCCGGUCCACGAGGGACAAUGGAGAUAUAUACAGAAUCUGGGCAACGAGCUGAGGAACACACUCAAAGACGUCCCGGCCCUGUUUGCUCCAGCCUGCCUAUCCCACGAGGUCAUCACCAGGAAUUACUGGAUGGACAUCCAAGUCAAAGGAACCUCCCUCCCCAGAGCCCUACACUGCUGGGACCGUGGUCUCCACGACAACAACCUCCACCAAAGAUCCUCCAACAACACCCAUAGCAACAAUCCUAACCCCACCCCCAACAAGGCUCUGCCCCCAGCUUCGCCUCCAAGGGGCUGUCCUCUGCGUCUGAUUGACAGCUGCCCCUGGCCUCACUGUAAUCCCACCUGUCCCACUAUACGGGAUCAGAUCACCGGACAGGAAAUGAGCGUGAUCCAGUUCCUGAAACACAUGGGGUUUGAUGUUGCCAAGAUGGCCCAGCAACAGGGCAUGGACGCAGGGAAACUGCUGGGGAUGCUGAAUAACGGGAACUGA